Molecule: messenger RNA, 564 nt
Organism: Colletotrichum higginsianum IMI 349063
Lineage: Eukaryota; Fungi; Ascomycota; Sordariomycetes; Glomerellales; Glomerellaceae
Exons: 1
Coding region: 1-564 (187 amino acids)
Molecular function (GO): acyltransferase activity, transferring groups other than amino-acyl groups
Source: RefSeq, a predicted model, not a curated record
AUGGGCCACUCGCAGUUGACUGACCCGGUCACCAUCGAGUUUCCUCCUGUUUCUGCUGCGGAGCGCACUGAAUUCGUCCAUGGUGUUGUCAACGUUGUGAACAAGGCGUAUACCGAGACCGAGGGCGACAUCUUUCUACCAGGAUACCAACGAACAAGCCCUCUUGAAGUGGCGGACCUCAUUCGCACCGGCCGGCUCGCCGUCGCGUCUCAAAGCCCAGCAGAAGAGCCGGUUGGAUGUGUCUCCUUGAAGAGCGUGUCGCCGACGCGAAAUUCCUUCGCCAUGCUGGCCCUGAGCCCGGCCUACCGAGGUUUAGGGCUCGGGAAGAAGCUGGUCCACUUCGUCGAGGAGCAUAGCCGGUCACAGGGAUGCAAGGUGAUGCAGCUCGAGCUUCUUGUUCCCACCACCUUUGAGCAUCCUUUCAAGAGAAGAAUCGAGGCCUGGUACUCGAAGAUGGGCUAUCAAGCCGUCAAAGUAGGACAGUUUGAGGAGGAUUAUCCAGCCAUAGCUCCGCUGCUUGCGGGCCCGGCCGAGUACAGGAUAUCGGAGAAGGCGUUGGUGUGA